Cylicocyclus nassatus is the source of this 1167-nucleotide messenger RNA. The record is from the annotation of a GenBank genome assembly. NCBI's taxonomy places the organism in Eukaryota, Metazoa, Nematoda, Chromadorea, Rhabditida, Strongylidae.
GGAACAAAUUGCUGAUCUGAGCCAGCAAUUUCCAUCAAAGCCGUUCUGCCUACCCUGCUCACCAUCUUCGAAGCUAUGGAGUGCAUUCGAGAGUCCGAGUUGCGUGAGAUGUUCAGAGAGUUUGACAAGAAUGGUGAUGGAAAAAUCACAAAAGAAGAGCUUCAGCUUGCACUCAUGCAACUUGGGGAAAAACCAUCAAGUAGCAAGGUGGAUGCAAUCAUCAGUCAAGCAGAUGCAGAUGGCAAUGGUUGCAUAGAAAUUGACGAAUUCUUGCAAGUCUUGCGGCGACAGUUGCUGAGUCCACGUGAAGAGCGAGAACUUAAGGAAGUAUUUGAGGUAUUUGACAAAGAUGCGGACGGCUUCAUCUCCAUUAGUGAUUUGAUUCAUUUGAUGCAUUCCCUUGGUGAAGCUCUAAGCGAAAGUAUGGCUCGAGACAUGAUCAGAGAAGGUGACUACGAUCACGAUGGGAUGAUUAGCUUCAAUGAAUUCGUGACGCUAAUCAAAGGACCGAGGCGUUUCGACGAAUUUGCGUACAAAGCUCCCACGAACGUAAUCUACGUACCACAAUCUACAGCGUAUGGGAACCCUGACACCUCCAGGUACCAACUAAUAGCUGUGCCGCAGUUUGCAGAGCUUUCUCCCAACAUGCAAUUUGUCGACGACACGCUCAUUUCUGAGGAAGGACAGCUGGCGGGUGGAGGAUACGAUCCAUAUGGACGAAGAAUGCACAGGAGGAGGUACGGUGUGCAACCGCCAAGAGCUGUUGAGCGCUCUCAUAGGGCAAUGGUGCAGAUGUCGGGAAUGCAGUCGGGGUCUCAAACGGAUACUCAGUCAUCAAACAGGAUCAAUACGGAGCCACCUGCAGAUGCUGAGCCAUCGAAUAUGGGAGCACCGAACACAGAAAAUGAAGUUAACCAUGAAAACGAACAGAUAAAUAUGUUCACUCCUGCUCCAGAUUCUAUGCUCACUCCUUCCCCGGAUUCGAAGAAGGGCGAUCUUGAAAUGGCUUACCAGACAAGGAACGAAACAGAGCCUGAACAGCCACCGCUGGAUGUCGAGCCGCAAGGGCCGCAAUUGCAAAGAAACGAAACUGUGCCUGAACGGCCACCGCUGGAUGUCGAGCUGCAAAGGCCGCAAUUGCAAAGGCUCAAAUGCUCGGUUUUUUAG